This is a messenger RNA of Ylistrum balloti, 2291 nucleotides long. RefSeq names its product hemocyte protein-glutamine gamma-glutamyltransferase-like. Gene Ontology annotation, molecular function: protein-glutamine gamma-glutamyltransferase activity. Lineage: Eukaryota; Metazoa; Mollusca; Bivalvia; Pectinida; Pectinidae. The record is from RefSeq and is a predicted model, not a curated record. Bases 1 to 2223 code for a protein of 740 amino acids. The transcript is spliced from 15 exons. Gene Ontology annotation, biological process: peptide cross-linking.
AUGCAUGUACAUUAUUAUUUUCUUAUUUUUAAACAUGAAGAGGACAAUGCUGAGGAUGAGGAAGUCAGUCGCGAGUUUCAUGUAGAAUCAAUAGAUCUAAAAACCAUCAAGAACGCUUCCGACCACCACACGAUUGACUACAAAUGUAUCAAAGAAAGGACGUUUGAAGGAAAAGAUGAACCAGCUGCCCUUGUGGUAAGACGUGGUCAUGUUUUCAGCAUCAACAUCACCUUUGACCGAGAGUACGAAGCAAAAAUACACGACCUCCAACUACGCUUCACACUUGGGGUGGAUCCGUCUGUUUUGCGGGGCACUGAAGCAACAAUACUUAUGGACGAAGAAGGAAAAAAGUUUGACAACAGUGGAAAGUGGCAAGCCCGAGUUACUAACAAGAUGCCCGCUAAGACACUUGAGAUAGAAGUGCUGACGCCCCCAAGUUGUGUGGUCGGAGACUGGGACCUGCAUGUGUAUACCAUCUCAAAAGACAAAAGAGGAGAAACAAAGAAGCUCCAUUACAAACAUGACCAAGAUAUCUUCAUACUGUUCAACGCCUGGUGCAAAGAGGACCCUGUUUAUUUUCCGGAAGACCCGGACCACCUGUCGGAUAUUAAGCCUGUGAGUGAGUACGUUUUGAACCCGUCAGGAUGUGUCUAUACAGGCUAUCAAAGAGCGAAACCCUGGCGAUUUGCACAGUUUGAUGAAGAUAUUUUACAAAUCUCCUUGAGGUUAAUUAGAAAGUAUUUCGGUGGAGUCGUCAACCAAGAUAUGGGUAACCCCAUCAAAGUAGUCAGAGCCAUUUCGUCAGUGCUUAAUGGUAAUGACAAUGACGGUGCGAUCAUUGGUCGUUGGGCUAAAGACUACCCGGGCGGAACUCGUCCAACAGUUUGGAAAGGGUCAACAUCCAUCCUGAGACAAUUCCGAGAUAAAGGCCCAGUAAAAUACGGCCAGUGCUGGGUUUUUUCUGCUGUCGCAGUCACAGUCGCCAGAGCCGUCGGAAUACCUUGCAGAAGUGUCACAAAUUAUUCUUCUGCUCAUGACGCUGACAAAACCAAUGCGAUAGAAAAGCUCAUUGGAGAUGAUGAUGAGAUCACCUCACUGAGAAAUGACAGUAUUUGGAAUUUCCAUGUCUGGAAUGAAGCAUGGAUGACCAGACCGGAUCUGAUAAAAGACAAAUUUAACGGCUGGCAAAUCUUUGAUGCUACGCCCCAGGAAACAAGCGAAGGAUUGUUUCAAUGUGGACCAGCCCCUCUUCGGGCAGUGAGGGAAGGCCUUACUUACAUGCCAAUGGACACGGGCUUUGUCUUUGCUGAAGUAAACGCCGACAUCAUCUAUUACAAGCAUAGUUUGAAUGGAUAUAAAAAGAUUAAAACAGAGAAAAAUCAUGUUGGAGAGUAUAUCAGCACCAAACCGCCAGACGGAAAGCCUAUUGAAUAUUACAGAAGCAGACUGGAUAUUACAGAUCUAUACAAACACAAGGAAGGCUCCCUGGAAGAGAGGACAGCAGUGACGAGAGCAAUGAGACAUGCUGGAACUGAAUUGAUAGAAGUGGAUCAGGAAGUCACAAUAACCAUCGGGAAAAAGAAGAAAGAUGAGGUUUUGGUCGGUGAGGACUUAGAUGUUGUCAUAGUUGUGAAAAAUACAAAAGACGACAAGGAAAAAAGAAUGAAAAUUAGCCACAUGAGAUGCAAGAUCAGUUCCAUGGACUACACAGGAGCCACAACUAUUCCUGUAAAAAUCCUAGACAAGUGGGAUUUCUUUCUUAAUCCCGACGAAGAGCAAAAAUUCGAAAUGAAGAUUACAUGGGAUGAUUACAAAGACAAACUUAUGGAGGAAAGUGAAUUUCAGGUUUCAACAGUAGUUACCGUUGCCAAGUCUAGAAAUUCUUUCCCAGAAUUUAGAAUCUUCUCUCUCCGAAAUGACUCCAUCGUGGAAAUACACGUCAAAGGAGGAAAGACAUGCAAAGUUGGAGAUAUCGUCAAAAUGAAAUUGACAGUUAAGAACCCUCUUCCUUUGAAGCUCACUGGGUGCUUCCUCAGUUUCGAUACUGAAAAAUUCGAUGACUACAAAGAGGAAAAACAGAAUGACAUCCAGCCAAUGUCAACGUGGACGAAAGACAUUGAAUUGAAGGCUCUUCGCCCGGGAAUGGGACAGAUACUGGCAACCCUUGAAACGGAGGAGCUUCCGGUCAUUUACGGAAAUGAAGUGAUAGAAAUCGUGGAGUGAUGUGAUAUAUCCAUUGUUAUCAAACAUUACUAGGAAAACCAUUAUUACGAAUUGAAACACACUGCAUA